Lucilia cuprina (Australian sheep blowfly) is the source of this 876-nucleotide messenger RNA. It is a transcript of the gene GstT1, whose product is annotated as glutathione S-transferase theta-1. The record is from RefSeq and is a predicted model, not a curated record. The coding region runs from base 107 to 775 and encodes 222 amino acids. Gene Ontology annotation, cellular component: cytoplasm. Gene Ontology annotation, biological process: glutathione metabolic process. The transcript is spliced from 4 exons. Lineage: Eukaryota; Metazoa; Arthropoda; Insecta; Diptera; Calliphoridae. Gene Ontology annotation, molecular function: glutathione transferase activity.
UAGACUAUUCGAUCAACUAAGUGGGAGCAGUUGGUUUAGGAUUUGUUCAUAAUAAAUUGGAAUAUUUAGAAAAAAAGAUAAAGAAAAUUGAAAAAUCUAGUGUAAGAUGUCGAAAUUGGUUAAAUAUUAUUUUGAUUUAAUGUCUCAACCCUCUCGGGCUCUAUGGAUAGCCUUAAAAAUGGGUAAUGUACCCUUUGAAGAGUGCCCGGUGGCCUUAAGAAAAAAGGAACAACUUUCGGAGGAAUAUAGAAAAAUUAAUCGUUUCCAAAAGGUACCAGCUUUAGUAGAUGGUGAUUUUCAUCUCUCAGAAUCGGUGGCUAUGAUCAGAUAUUUAGCCGAUAAAGGUUUAUUUAGCCCUGACCUUUAUCCCAAAGAUUUGCAAAAUCGUGCCCGUGUUGAUGAGUUUUUGGAAUGGCAACAUUUGACCGUACGUGCUGGCUGUGGUAUGUACUUUAUGCGCUGUUGGCUUUUACCCCAGAAUGGUUUAGCUCAUAUGCCUUCUCAGGAGCGUAUUGAUAGAUUGAUUAAAGAAAUGGAAAACAAUCUUAAAUUGGUAGAGAAAAUCUGGCUAAAAGAUGCCGAUUAUGUUAGUGGUAAAAAAUUGACGGUGGCCGAUUUGAUGGGGGCCUGUGAAAUAGAGCAAACUAAACUUUGCAAAUAUGAUGUUUCGAAAAAGUUUCCCAAAGUAACAGAUUGGUUGGCGAGAGUACGCGAAGAAACGAAUCCCCACUAUGAUGAAGCUCACAAGUUUAUUUACAAAAAGUCGGGCUUGUAAAUAUGAAGAUAAAAGCUUUACAUAUUAUUUAAGAGACUUAAAAAUUUGUUAAACAAAUUACUUUUUUUUAACAAAAAUGUAUUUCUUAAUUUUUAAUUUAA